UUCAGAGUAAAAGUUUAAAAGUUGCUGUUUGUUGCGGCUGCUAGCAGUGCCCUCUGCUUCCUGGAUGUUAGCUAGCCUCGCGCUCGCUCGGUACUGCGGGCUGCUGCGACUCAUCCAAACAUGGCCGGCCAGGAAGACCCAGUUCAGAGGGAGAUUCACCAAGACUGGGCGAAUCGAGAGUAUAUAGAAGUAAUAACGAGCAGCAUCAAAAAAAUCGCCGACUUUCUGAACUCCUUCGACAUGUCCUGUCGAUCCCGUCUGGCCACCCUCAACGAGAAGCUGACCGCGUUGGAGAGAAGGAUCGAGUACAUCGAGGCCAGAGUGACAAAAGGAGAGACCCUGACCUAAAGAUGGGACUCCACGUUAUCCCUGAAUCUGUGUACCCAUCCACCACCCCUGAGGUUUUGGACUAAAGCGUUCUGGACUCCACCACCUUCCUUUUUUGGGGAUCAUACGGACCAUUUUUAUAUCUUGUGAUUGACUUUUGUGUUGUUUUGUCUUCAUGGCAAAUUUGAACGUGAAAUAUGAGUCCAUCUUUGGGUACGGCUGACUCGAGCUUCAUUGUUAUCUUCUAGAACAAAGUGGGAAUCUUCAAGUUUUGGUUUCAAAUGACAUCAUGGCGCUCCAAAAUGGACCUGCUGUAAACGUUUAGAACGCAGUGUCAUUAAAAAAAUAACUAUAAAUUAGAGAUUUAUAUUAAAAAGGGGGGAAUUCUCAUGUGCCAAGUUGAACAAGUAAUUAGUUAGUAACCUUUAUUGAGGAUGUUUGUACAGCAAAUGUUUCUAAAUAUAAACACUGUAAUGAACAAUAAAGGAUUUUCAUUGUUUGGCUCUAUCAUAAUUAACUGGACUACUACAGACUUACUGGUGUGAAUAUUAGAAAAUGUAUAAAGUUUAGUAAAAAAAUUAAUAGUGUAAUUAUGGUAAGUUUGAACACAUAAAUUGUGUGUGCACCAAUCAGAGAUAGCCAAAUGGGGUAAAAUGUAUGAGUUAUGUACUUUGAAAUUAUAGGUUUACCCGUUGUCCUUAUUUGAUUGAAACUAAAUGAAGUAACAGCUUUUGUUGUUUAUUUUUAUUUUUUGUUUCAUGUUAGAAACAUGUAACAAAUCUGUAAACUACAACUCCUAUUAAACUACAAAAUGGCAGAAACUUG
This is a messenger RNA of Oryzias melastigma (Indian medaka), 1152 nucleotides long. It is a transcript of the gene brk1, whose product is annotated as BRICK1 subunit of SCAR/WAVE actin nucleating complex. Gene Ontology annotation, biological process: cell motility; actin filament organization; regulation of actin polymerization or depolymerization. The transcript is spliced from 3 exons. The coding region runs from base 121 to 348 and encodes 75 amino acids. Gene Ontology annotation, molecular function: protein-containing complex binding. The record is from RefSeq and is a predicted model, not a curated record. Gene Ontology annotation, cellular component: SCAR complex. Lineage: Eukaryota; Metazoa; Chordata; Actinopteri; Beloniformes; Adrianichthyidae.